Messenger RNA from Ambispora leptoticha, 603 nucleotides. NCBI's taxonomy places the organism in Eukaryota, Fungi, Glomeromycota, Glomeromycetes, Archaeosporales, Ambisporaceae. The record is from the annotation of a GenBank genome assembly.
AUGUCACUUGACCUUCGACGCUUUAUCGAACGACUAAUUACUUUAUACCAGGCACCGAGUGAGUCUCAAGAAGCGCGGUUCUUGCUCAUCCUAAAGUCCAAUAUACCAGUAGGUAUGGAACUCUGGCUACAAUAUAAACGACGUAUUGCGUCAUUAGAACAAAAACCUUAUGAAGAGAAGAAAGUAAUAGAAAUGUGGGAAGAUUCACCAACUUCUUCGUGUGGUAUGGACGCGUUUGUGACGCUACUGAACGCUGCCUCGUAUAACACGACAUUAUUUGAAUGUUUGGCCGAGGUGGUCACUCCUUCGCGUGAACUAGUCAUACGAUGGAUGGCCCCGUAUUUAAGAAGAUUCAGUAAAUAUAUUCCAGCGCAGAAUAUGUGGCUUUGCGAUUUACGACGAAUGGGACCAGAGUAUAUGAACAGGGAUGUUGGAGAGAUGUAUCUGCGACAGGGAAUCUGUGAGUGUGUUGAUGUAUUAAGACAAUUUAAUGGUAGAGAGCAAGUGAUUAAUGUCGCUUUGGAAAUAUUAGAGGGGGUGGAAAUGCCAAUGUACUUGAAGGUUAUGUUAAGAGGAAUCACUGAUGAAGAGACUCCGUGGUGA